AUGGCCGAGACCGAGCCGGAGCUGGCAAAGUUGCUCAAGGAAGCGGGUUUGGACGACAAGCUCGUGGACUAUGUGGCCGCAAGGGACAUACGCAGCCGAGACAUCUUCGCGUCCAUCGCAACCUCCAUGAAAGAGGUCGAUGCAGUUUUGAUCGAGCCUUUGACCGCGGGUUUCAAAAUGCCACAAGGUGAGACGCUGAAGCUUGAUGCGCUCCAGUUGCCCAUUGCCCGCGCCAAGCUUCGCUUUGUGUGGCGCAAGUGUUCAGAAGCCUUUUCCGUGUCGACCGCUUCGGCCGCUGCAACUGUGCCGUCAUCUGUUCCUGCGAGCAAGUCCACAAAGGAGCUGCCGCCGGGGUACUGGCAGAUGCAGGUCGCGAAGUACGAGAUGGUACAGAUCGGAGGCGAGUCCCGCAAGUUCCCUCAGGAGCUCCUGCUAGGGACAGAGGCCAUCCUCGCGCGCAUUAUCAAUGAGAUGAAGUCGCUGUCACACACUUCAGUGGCAUUGCACGAGUUGGUCCAGGGCCGCUUCUUCAGCCGAGGCGGAGAUCCAAACCCACUCUGUCCCGCAAAGAAACGGGCCAAAGCAUCGACCACUGUCCUGACCAUCAAUCAGGACAAUCAGCUCGAAACCGCCCCGGACGCACAGUGGAGCCCGAAGUCAGUCCUCUCGUUCUUAGAUUGCUUAGAGGCGAUUCGGUAUGCGUUCAUCCUUGUCGAGCUUGGGCCAGAGCCUGCGGUCAUCCGGUACAUCGAAUGGUGGGAGAAGCAGGUUCGAGCAAGGCAGUAUCGCUUAGAGCAGUUGAAAAUCUUUUGGGACAUAGCCGCCUGGCGCAUUGCGAUGGCUUUGCGCAGCAAGAUUGACUUUGCCACUGUGACGACGGAGAUCAUGAACGACAAUCAGGCACUCCAAGACGCAUUGAACCGCGAGGUCGUGCUGGAGAAGUUUCCCAAGCUGCCCAAGCAUGAUGCCUUUCGUGUUGAUCAUGCGCGAGGAGGCAAAGGUAAAGGAAAAUAUGGGAAGGACUGGAAGGACCGAAAGCGAGCGUGGGAUGAGGGCAGCUACGAGCGUCGCUGGAGUGAUCGCCGAUGGGACGACAAUCGCUACUACGGCUCGCAGUGGGAUCGCAGCUAUUCAGAUCGCCAGCAUCGUGCCAGCAGUGCCUACGAACAGCAGGAGACCGACAACCGUGAAGGAGAUCCUAUCCGGCUCGUCCCAGCAGAACAUGUUGCGAAGCGGAGAAGGAUGAUAGAUGCGAAAGCGCCAGACCUCAUAUUGUUGAGUUUCUUUGAUGGGGUUGCGUCGGCUGCGUUGUUGUGCCAGCAGAUUUGCAGCGAAAGGAGUUGGAAGUGGCAAGCAGUUCUGUGGGAGUCCAACCCCGAAUUGCGUCAGCUUGCAUCAAAGAAGUUCCCCAGCGCAAUCCUCAAGGAAGACGUCGACGAGGAGACGCCCGAAAAGAUUAUCGACUUCCUAGAGCAAAUCGACCCGGGCUCGAAGGCACUUGUGAUCAUUGCAGCCGGUCCUCCCUGUCCUGAUUACAGCAGAGUGCGUGAGAAUGCCCCUGGGACGGCUGGCCCAGAGGGGUCCAAGUUUGUGCGAUUUGCAGAACUGGUCAAGUCCUUUGUUGAGAACGUGGUUCCCCAAAACAAAGAAGAUGUGCGAAAAUUGGAGCGUGCCUUGUCAGCGGAAGCAGUAAUGCAUGAUGCGUCAGAUUUUGGCUUGAUCGCCCGUCCGCGACUGUGGUGGACGCGGAUCCCAUGGCAGGAGCUAUCUCAUCGAAAUGAUUGCCCUUUCACGAUGAGGUGGUCCACGUACCAAGGUCUUCCUCGGGUGCGUUUCAACGUCUCGCCCGACAAGCUCGAGGAUUAUGACCUGGGCGACCUUAGCUGGCCACAGUGCAUUAUGGACAAAACACCUUUACCAUGCUUGACUACGCCAGCUGAAGAUCCAAAAGGACGGCCAGCUCCAAGGUCUUGCAAAGGCAAGACAUCCUCCGACGCGCAGCAAAGGUGGCUGCGAGACGGGCGACAAUAUGCUCCGUGGCAUUACGAGGCUGACAACAUGUUUCGGCAGACUGACAAUAGGCUAGUGCUUGCUCCGGCCGAAGUCAAAGAACAGCUUCACCAUCUGCCUCGAGGAUGGACUGAGGGCCUUCGCGGGACAGCUCGGCAUCGUGCCUUGGCCAAUGGCUGGCACAUUGGUGCAGCCAGGUUCUUCCUUGUUCUGGGAAUCCUCGCAGCAACGCCACAAGCUGCGCCUGCGCGAGAGCUUUCCCCGUUGGGAGGUACUGCGAUCGAUGCAAUGGCAAAGUUAUGGGAGACGAAGCCCUUGCUGAAUGGGCCAGGUGUUCCAGUGUCGGAAGACGCGCUGGAUCUUUCGGCCAUUCUUGAUCCAGAAGAGCACUGGAGCGCUGCCUGUCGAGUCUCCCAUCAGAAUCAGUCACGCCCGCAGCUUGAACCAGGCCUCCUUCAAUGGCUACCGCUGUGGCAGCACUGGCGGAGGGUUGUUCCCGAGAUGAGAUACGCCGUGGCCAAAGAAGUCGAGCAGCUAGUGAGCGACCUUGACGACAGCGUGCAGAAGUGGUACUUUGGCCUAAAGCCGCAUGUUCAGAAAGCUUAUUGUGCUAAAGACCGGGCCUGCUCAGUGCAAGUCCCAGUGAUUAGGCACUUGGCGUCCAUCUUUGGUUGGGGGGACAUGGACAUUUUCGACGAAUUGACAGAAGGCUUCCCUCUUCUAGGCAGUUUGCGGCCAGGUCUGGGGUGGCGCCUUCGUGAUGACGCCCGUUAUAGCGAGCCGAUUCCCAUCACCGAGUUUUGGCAGGAGAACCUCAAAGUAGUUCAGCGGAAACUUCAACAGCAACGAGUAGACCCUGCGUGGGAGAUCAUGGCGGCCGAAAUCGCGGCCGAUGUGAAGUUGGGACGCAUGGAAGGGCCUUUCACGGCGCCGCCGUGUUGGGGGAAGUCGAUGGUGGCCUUAGCAGACUACCAGCACACCAAUGCACUAUUGCCAGGACCUUGUCAACAUGUACCUUGUUGCUUUGCUUUCGCAGUACAUCAGGUGGGUUCCGACGGCCAGCCUAAAGUGAGACGCGCUGAAGAUUGGAAGCGGUCGCUGGCAAACUCAACAGUAGGUGCAGAAGACAGUCCAGCCUAUCACGACGUGUCAGCGUUCGUCAAACUGGCCAAGGCUUUUCGACGAGCGGGUGUGUCUGACAAGCUGUUGCUGUGGGGCCUGGAUCACGAGUCGGCUUACAGGCAGUUCCCUGCGGCUGAGCCCGAGCACACCUAUGUUAUCUUGAACACUCCCAGUGGGCCGACGCUGUGGCGCCAUAACGUGCUCAUGUUUGGGAGCACAGCUUCAGUCUGGUCCUACUGCCGCGUUGCUGACUUGAUGGCUUGGAUCAAUAGGUGCAUGCUUUUAGUGCCCGCUUUGCACUUCGUUGAUGAUUUUGGUUCGUGUGAGCCUGAAGACACAGCCCAGAGUGCGUUUGAGACCUCGCAGCAGUUGUGCCGAGCUUUAGGGUUGAAGUUCAAGGAGUCCAAAGCACAACCUCCGGAGCCUGAACAUGUCAUUCAAGGCGUGAAGAUCAGCGUCCACUCCGAGGAGGCAGUGCUUUCGUGCACACAGGUUCGAAAGGACAGGAUGGAGUCAAGCCUGGUGCAGCUCUUGCUCGACAACCGUCUGAAACCGCCUGAAGCGUCAGCCUUGGCAGGUAAUUUGCAGUUCUUGGCCUCUUCCUUGUUCGGCAAGUCCAGUGCUGCAGCGAUCAGAGCGUUCCAUCAGAGAGCUAGAACAGGAGUGGCGGCCGAUUAUAAGCAGGGCUGGACGCUGAACCAAGCCCUACGCGAUGCCAUUGCGUUCUUGAAGUACAGCUUCGAGCAGAAUGUGCCUCGAGUCAUAAAGUUCUUUGUGCCGGGGAGGUCCAUCGUCUAUGCAGACGCUUUCUUCCAGCUCGGGGAUGAACGCUUUAACUUCCGCAACAUGGACGAUGCGCCAAGUUGGGGCCAUGCUUCGCCUGCAGCCUUCGCAAAUGGAUGGGGAUUUGUGGCGACUUCAGGAGAGCAGACUUGGUAUGCCAUGGGGCAUGUGCCGUUGUGGUUCACGCGUCAUUUUUGUUCACGCAGAGCGUACAUUUACAUGUUGGAGAUCAUCGCGCAAGUGUUGCCUCUCUACGCGUUGUCCAAACUGCUGUACCGUGACGUCAUCCUUUUCGUUGACAAUGAGCCUGCUCGCCAUGCAUUGGUCAAAGGCUAUAGCAGAGACAGCAAUGCGAACAAACUCUUACAGACUGCCUGGUGUUGCUUUGAGGAAAGUCGAUAUCAGCCACAAUGGCAGCGCGUGGCCAGCUCUGCAAACAUCAGUGAUGCGGUCAGUCGGCAAGACGACUCCUUUGCAAAGAAGUCAGGGUGGACUCUCUUCAGUGCAGACUGGAACUCCAUCUUCGACGAGCUGCUGCGGCGAUGCUUGCAAGGGCCUCUGAAGGGGCUCUGA
Messenger RNA from Symbiodinium natans, 4488 nucleotides. The record is from the annotation of a GenBank genome assembly. NCBI's taxonomy places the organism in Eukaryota, Dinophyceae, Suessiales, Symbiodiniaceae.